AUGUCUCAUGAGGUGGCCGAGGGGCCGGCUAAAUGGACGCAGGUCGAUAUUUGCGACUUGAGUAAGGCCGUUGUCCUGACUCACUUUCGGGAAAUUACGAAAACGCCCAUCCUACAGCCCAACUUCUCCAACGAGGCGAACUCUCCCUUGCGCCAACGGGCCAAAUGCAUACAAAACUGCUCCCCUGUGGGUUUGACACUGUGGAUCAAGACGAACGAGCCGCCGUCUGAGCUUGUGCGACAGCAGGCUGACAGCCCAGAUGAAAGCAUCAAGAUGGUUCUUCGCACACACGCCCAGUGCCCACACAUUGACCCUCCAGCAGCAGCAGCAGCAGCUUCUUCUUCUUCUGCGCAGGAAGACGGUUGCCCGCCGCUGCGGGAGCUUGCGCAUAUUGACAUCUCUCGUAAACGGCGACCUAGCAAGGCAGAGGCGAUACAGUUCGACACCACCACUGUGAACAAGGUCGUUUUACUGAAAUUCCUUUGGGAAGGUUCGAAACAAAUCGAAGCACCGGACGAGGUGUUCGACGUGGGCCAGGCCAUCGACGCGGUGCGAGCUCCAAUCCACUCUUUCUGUGGACGAGGCAUCCACUGCGAUAUCUCGUGGAACAGAGCAUCUGGCACAUACUACGAUGAGCAUGUCGCAAGGGAGCCCGCCCGGUCGACUUUCCUAGGCGCGCUGUAUCUCGCACAUUCGGUCUCGCGGCUUGCCCGCUGGCGCGCGACCCAUCCCCGCCCUACAAAGGUCAAUAUUGAGGGCGUGGAUAAGGCCUACCUGCUUCUGGUUUUGGUUGCGCUCCAAACGCCGGUGACGGACUGGAGGCUGCUCGAUGAAGCCGAAGCGGCAAAGGUAGUCGACGGGUAUAUCGAGUCCUUCUGUGGGGAGACCAUCAAGUGCGAUAUCUCCGGUGACGAGGCAGACCCCCGUGCUUAUGAUCAACAUAUUAACAAGGAUGGCGCCUUUAAUCAGGCGGUGGGCCUGGCUGAACGCGUAUAUUUCGAUCCCCUGACAGUGUCCUCUCGAGAAUUUUCCAUCAAUCGUGUUGACACUGCUGCGAGCUUAGUGGAGGAGGUCGAGCUUGAGGUUUCCAGACGCAUGGACAGUAGACAAGAGCAAGACGGCGAGGUGUCGGAGUCUAUGGCCUCUCUAGCAAUCCGCCUGCGUUCUCCCUCGCAGGAAGAUGAAGGUUGA
Aspergillus homomorphus CBS 101889 is the source of this 1191-nucleotide messenger RNA. RefSeq lists its product as uncharacterized. The coding region runs from base 1 to 1191 and encodes 396 amino acids. Lineage: Eukaryota; Fungi; Ascomycota; Eurotiomycetes; Eurotiales; Aspergillaceae. The record is from RefSeq and is a predicted model, not a curated record. The transcript has a single exon.